Molecule: messenger RNA, 688 nt
Organism: Talaromyces stipitatus ATCC 10500
Lineage: Eukaryota; Fungi; Ascomycota; Eurotiomycetes; Eurotiales; Trichocomaceae
Exons: 3
Coding region: 13-603 (196 amino acids)
Source: RefSeq, a predicted model, not a curated record
UGCCUCCCCGUGAUGUUCUCAAUUACUUUCUCCGCUGGCACUCAACGUCUGCUACAGCGCUUCUCGCAGCUCGCACAGAAUGGCCAGUCAGACACGUACGGGAAUUCCCAACCUUGGGACGCCGCAACAGAAAUCGACGACUGCCCACAAGAAUUAUAUCGGUUCUCCCGGACAGGGCUCGACGCUAGAUCUGUGGAAGCUACGACGCCGCCUAAUAGUCCACACGUGGCCCCUUCGAAUUUCAUCACUAAAGAAGAGCUGAAAUGGUUGUUUGCGGAAGUGCUGGGAAUUCAAAGCGCACAACCUACCUCGGAUGGCAAGGAUUCUAGCAGCAACGAGAAGCCCGAAGAACAAGGCAAUGAUGGAGCGAGAAUUCGUGCGUCAAAGGUGGAGUACAAGACCGUCAACGAAGUAUGGGAUUCCGCGAAGUAUGAAUAUAAGAUCAUCAAUUCCACCCCAGUGCCGGACGUCGAUGAAUUAGACGAAUACAUAUUUGUGAUUCGUAAACGCAGUCACAAGCAGACCAAAGAGCUCAUUGUUUAUGUUGAUAUCAAAUCACCGGGAUUAAGAAAAACGGAAACGAGUCACCAGGGUCUGGGAUAAAAGCCCAAACAAACGCUCCGAUUCCGUCAGCGCUACCUUCUUGAGCACAUUUCGUUUGGGUGAAGAACCAUUUUUGGAUCCAUGG